AUGCCUCCCAAAAGAUUACAUCACAAAACUUAUUCAUCAGAAGUAUCCCCUUCGAAACUUCUGGCUUAUCCUACCCAAAGAGACUAACCUAAAGUCUCUAAAUCUCCCACUUUUUAAUUUGAUUUCAAAGUAAUCAAAUUCUAAAUUUUCAUAGACUAACAAACAAAAUGGUUCCUCUUCUAAUCUUCAAUAAUUAUAAUAAUAGUAAUAUAUUCGAACUAUUAUCUGAGGAAAACUAUUCGAAAAUUUCAAUAAUAAGAUCUCCUUAUAUCCAAAGGCUUUAUCUCUCCACAAAAUUUAAGUUCAAAUCCAAUAUUUUUCCAAUCCAAUUUAAAAAGUAAAUAUCAACACUAGUUUUCCAAUCACAUAAAAACUUAGCCUUAUUCUAAUUAAAAUCCUUUAUUCUAAAAUUUAGGAAUAGGAAUAGAAAUUGAAGAAAAUAAAGAGCAUACAUUGAUUUAAUAAUUUUAUCAGAAGUUUUAAGAAAACUUGCAAACAAAAUCAUUAAAAAAGAAUUCUUUAUCUCUAAAAUAACAUACAGACAUACCUGUAUUAGACAUUUAAUAAAAAUAAUAACUAGAGACCUUAUAUAACAAUUAAUUUCAUAAAUCUCAAGGUUCGUUUCGUCCAUAGAGCACUUAGAAGAAUUCAUUAUAUAAGAAUGAUACUCAUUCCAUUAAUAAUAGAAUAGCAAUAACACCUAUUCUCUAAUUUAAUACUCUGAAAGAAGCUCCUAUUGAAUUUCAAUCAAAUGAAACCCUUACUGCAAGGAAGAAACCCAUUCUUCUACUGGUUUUACAAUACAAAAUGCUCAAGAUAAAAUUAUAAGUUGAUAUAUCCACCCAAACUAUUCAACAUUUGGUCGAUAUUGUUAAGUAAGAAAUCCAUAAAAAUUUGGAAAACUUUAAAUAAAAAAUCAUAGGAAUUUAAACUUGCAAUUUAUCCAUCCCAGCAGACUAUAUUUUGUCUAUGACUGAAAAAUCUUUAUUAAUUUUAGAUUAAUGUUCAAUAAAACCCUUGUUAAUAGAACCUGUUUUUGAAAUUGAGAAUGAAAUUUAACCUUCCAGAGUGAGUCUCAGAGAUUUUGAAUUUAUAAGAUGUAUUGGAAUGGGCGGAUUUUCGAAAGUUUAUUUGGUUAGAUAAAGAUAAACAGGGAAAUUUUUUGCUAUGAAAUUGAUCGAGAAAGGUCCAAUUAUUUAAUAAAAUAAAUCAAAAAUCAUUCAAAAUGAAAGAGAUAUCAUGUGUUUGAUAGACGAUCCUUUUGUAGUUAAAAUGUAUUACGCAUUUGAAUCUAGAAGAUUCUUUGUCUUUGUCUUAGAAUAUUGUUCAGGAGGUGAACUCUUCUUUUUACUGAGAAAAAUUAAAAGAAUGAGUGAAAAAGAUGCUUUUUUUUAUUUCUCUGAAAUUUGUUUAGGAAUGAAAACUCUGCAUUAUAACAACAUUAUUUACAGAGAUAUUAAACCUGAAAAUAUAUUAAUUGAUAUGGAUGGACAUAUCAGAAUAGCUGAUUUUGGAUUGUCUAAGCCCAACAUAAUUGAAACUGAAAAUGCAUACUCUUUUUGUGGAUCCUCUGAAUAUAUGGCACCAGAAAUGCUAUUAAAAUGUGGGCAUACUUUUUAAUUAGAUUUGUAUUGUUUAGGAGCAUUGCUUUACGAAUUAAUAACAGGGCUCCCUCCCUUCUAUUCAAGAAAUCUUGAAGAAAUCUAUUAGAGAAUUUUAAAUUAGAAAUUAAAUUUCCCACCUUAAUUAUAAUUAUCAUCAUCAAUUAAACAUCUUUUGACAAAUCUAUUAGCAAAAAAUCCUAAUGAUAGAAUUGAUUCCAUCGAUACUGUUUUAAAACACCCUUGGAUGACUUAAUGGGGAGAUUCAAAUUUAUAUACUGAUAUUAAUUCUAAAAAGAUUCGUCCACCAUAUGUUCCUGAUUAUUUUGCUCUCAAUUUUGAUGAAAAAGAGUUUGGAAAGGGGGAGGCUGAAUUUUUGUAAUUUAUCAAGCCUUUACAAAAAAGCGUAUAAGAAAACUUUCCUAAAGAAAUCAUUCUAAAAGAAUUUUAUUUUAAUAAAAAUGAAAAUAUUUGUGAUGCAGAGGAUUAAAUAAAUUAAGAAUUGGAGUAGAAAUAAACUUAGAAAUUAAACAAAAAAGGAAAGUCUGCUAUGGAGGAUAGUUUACCAUGUCAUAAAACAGUCUAAGUGAAUAAAUAUAGUAAUUUAAAAAGGAUGCUUACUGAAAUUGAACCAAAAUUAUAAUUAGCAUGA
Molecule: messenger RNA, 2253 nt
Organism: Paramecium tetraurelia
Lineage: Eukaryota; Ciliophora; Oligohymenophorea; Peniculida; Parameciidae
Exons: 4
Biological process (GO): protein phosphorylation
Molecular function (GO): ATP binding; protein serine/threonine kinase activity
Source: RefSeq, a predicted model, not a curated record